AUGGCUCGCCCCCACCUCGUCACGCUCCCCUACGAGGUGCGUGAUAAGAUCUUCCAGGACUACUUCCGCGUGGAAGGAGGGUAUGUCUUCAAUAGGGAAUCUGAAAAGCUCACCACCGCUGACGGUCAGCGAAUUGACCUUUCAUUGACGUACACCUGCCGCUCAAUUGCAACCGACACCAAGCAUCUGCCCUUUGCGCUCAACAACAUCUCCUUCUCUACCUUCUUCUCCCCUAAGUGGAUGGCUUGGGCUGGCCGCCACCAGUUCCUAUCGCAAUUUCUUUGCCUUCUCAAGGCAGAUCUCAUUUAUCAUCUCCAGGGCGCUGAAAUGUCUCCCGAACUGGAAUCGGAAUUACAAGACAAGUUUCCGCAUUUGAUGCCGGCUUUCAAGCACCGUCUAGAGAGGAUCUAUAGCAGCCGCGGCUUUUUUCCACAAAAGUCGUGGUGGUCUCAGUGGUUAUGCCUUUCAAUACAGGGAUAA
Messenger RNA from Fusarium mangiferae, 480 nucleotides. RefSeq lists its product as uncharacterized. The record is from RefSeq and is a predicted model, not a curated record. Lineage: Eukaryota; Fungi; Ascomycota; Sordariomycetes; Hypocreales; Nectriaceae. Bases 1 to 480 code for a protein of 159 amino acids. The transcript has a single exon.